AUGAGUAAAGAUAAAAAGGAACACAAGGAUAAGAAGAGAAAGCAUGAUAAUGAGGAUGUUGAAAUAACAGACUCUAAGAAACAAAGAAAGUUAGAAAAGAAAGAAAAGAAAGACAAAAAAGAAAAGAAGGACAAGAAGGACAAGAAGGAUAAGAAGGAUAAGAAGGACAAGAAGGACAAGAAAGAUAAGAAAGACAAAAAGGAAAAGAAAGAUAAAGAUUCUGAAUCAAGCUCAGUUGAAACAGUCUCUAACGAUUCAUCAAUUUCUACCAACUAUACUCAAUCUUCGAAAUUAUCAUCUGUUUCGCAAUCAGAUAUCGAUAAAUUCCUUACUGAUAAUGAAAUAACGGUUGAAGAUCCUUCAUCAUCUUCAUUACGUCCUAUUUUAUCAUUUGAUCAAAUUCAAUUAACUUCAGUUAUUACAUCAAAAUUAUCCAAAUUUGAUAAACCAACCCCAAUUCAAUCAGUUUCGUGGCCAUUUUUAUUAUCAAAUAAAGAUGUGAUUGGAGUUGCUGAAACUGGAUCUGGUAAAACAUUUGCCUUUGGUGUACCGGCAAUCAAUAAUAUCAUUACUACGGGGAACACAAAUACAUUAUCAGUAUUAUGUAUUUCACCAACUAGAGAAUUAGCAUUACAAAUCUAUGAUAAUUUGAUUGAAUUGACAGCUGAUAGUGGUGUUAAUUGUGUUGCUGUUUAUGGAGGGGUUUCCAAAGAUGAUCAAAUCAGAAAACUUAAAACUGCUAAUGUUGUCGUUGCUACACCAGGUAGAUUGGUUGACUUGAUUAAUGAUGGUGCCAUAAAUUUGGGUAAUGUGAAUUAUUUGGUUUUAGAUGAAGCCGAUAGAAUGCUUGAAAAAGGGUUUGAAGAAGAUAUUAAAACCAUUAUUUCGAAUACUAAUAAUGCUAAAAGACAAACAUUAAUGUUUACUGCUACUUGGCCUAAAGAAGUAAGAGAAUUGGCCAAUAAUUUUAUGAAUUCUCCAGUUAAAGUAACCGUUGGAGAUCGUGAUGAAUUAAGUGCUAACAAAAGAAUCACUCAAAUUGUUGAAGUGAUUAAUAAAUUCGAUAAAGAAAAGAAAUUGAUUCAAUUGUUACGUAAAUAUAAUGCCAAUGAAUCUUCCGAUAACAAAAUAUUAAUCUUUGCUUUAUAUAAAAAGGAAGCAUCAAGAAUUGAAAAUUUUUUGAAAAGAAAUAGAUUUUCAGUGGCUGCUAUUCAUGGAGAUUUAUCUCAACAACAAAGAACAGCAGCUUUAAGUGCAUUCAAAUCAGGUCAGAGCAAUUUAUUAUUAGCCACUGAUGUUGCUGCUAGAGGAUUAGAUAUACCCAAUGUUAAGGUUGUCAUCAAUUUAACUUUCCCAUUGACUAUAGAAGAUUACGUUCAUAGAAUUGGUAGAACAGGAAGAGCUGGUGCUAAAGGUACUGCUCAUACUUUAUUCACUGAAGAUGAAAAACAUUUGAGUGGGGCUUUGUGUAAUAUCUUGAGAGGUGCUAAUCAACCUGUACCCGAUGAAUUAUUAAAAUUCGGUGGACAUACCAAAAAGAAGGCUCAUAGUGUUUAUGGUGCCUUUUAUAAGGAUGUUGAUAUGACCAAAACUGCCAAAAAGAUCAAAUUUGACUAA
Candida dubliniensis CD36 is the source of this 1617-nucleotide messenger RNA. It is a transcript of the gene DBP3, whose product is annotated as RNA-dependent ATPase. Gene Ontology annotation, cellular component: nucleolus. The transcript has a single exon. Gene Ontology annotation, biological process: rRNA processing. The record is from RefSeq and is a predicted model, not a curated record. Gene Ontology annotation, molecular function: ATP binding; RNA helicase activity; RNA binding. The coding region runs from base 1 to 1617 and encodes 538 amino acids. NCBI's taxonomy places the organism in Eukaryota, Fungi, Ascomycota, Pichiomycetes, Serinales, Debaryomycetaceae.